AUGGCCAAUCUCGAUGCCUUCGAGAUCCGCGACCGCGGCUCCGCCUUUGUCGCGAACGUCUACCCCGCCUCGACCCCCGACGCCGCGCGCCGCGCCCAAAUCCACCUGAAGCACGUCGCGCACACAACCCGGCCCGCGUCGCACGAGAUCGCGGCGUGGCGCUGCAUGGUCCUCCAGCGCGGCAAGACCGGGCUCGGAGGGCCGGACGACUUUGAGCUCGUCGCGGGCUCGGAUGACGACGGCGAGAAGUACGCGGGCGGCAGGGUGCUCAAGGUGAUGCAGGCGGAGGGCGUCAUCGACGCCGUCGUCGUCGUCAGUCGGUGGUUCGGCGGCGAGAUGUUAGGCCCCGCGCGUUUCGACCACGUCGAGACCUGCGCGCGCGAAGUCUGUCGCACUUUCCGUCUGAAGGACGACAUGGCGACGGCCGUCUCGACUCUCAAGUCUCUGGACGACGUCCUGGCUUCUCUCCGAAAGCAGCUCGCUCCGCUGCAAACCCGCCCCGAAAAGGCCGACGGGACAUCCACGCUCGCACCGAAGAAAGCUGCAGACCCGUAUUCGGCGCUCGAGACGUCGCUCGACAUCGCGAAAGCGAAACGCCUCAUCACUGCGCGCGAGAACUCGAUCAGAAGCGUCAAGCUUGCACUCAAGAAGGCUCGCGCGUCCGCGCUCGACUCAGAUGCAGCUGCUCAGAGCACCCAGCCUCAAACUGAAGCCUAA
This is a messenger RNA of Epithele typhae, 717 nucleotides long. Its product is annotated as ribosomal protein S5 domain 2-like protein. The transcript has 3 exons. NCBI's taxonomy places the organism in Eukaryota, Fungi, Basidiomycota, Agaricomycetes, Polyporales, Epitheliaceae. Gene Ontology annotation, biological process: regulation of translational initiation. The record is from RefSeq and is a predicted model, not a curated record. Gene Ontology annotation, cellular component: cytoplasm. Bases 1 to 717 code for a protein of 238 amino acids.